Messenger RNA from Monosiga brevicollis MX1, 2895 nucleotides. RefSeq lists its product as uncharacterized. Gene Ontology annotation, molecular function: protein binding. The transcript has 10 exons. The record is from RefSeq and is a predicted model, not a curated record. Bases 1 to 2895 code for a protein of 964 amino acids. NCBI's taxonomy places the organism in Eukaryota, Choanoflagellata, Craspedida, Salpingoecidae.
AUGCGCUGGUCCCGACGAGCACGCCCUAGUCGCCGCGAUUCAAAGAAACGCCGUCGAAGUUCGGGCCGGCCUACCCAAUAUGAAGACAUUGGCACAACGGGCGUCGAACCCAGCCUCUAUCGGCGACCCUCUGCCGACGAACUCACCAGUACCCACUUCAACUUUACACGCCGGAUUUCCCUCGCUUCUCUUCAAGAAAUGCCCGCCUUUCCUCAACACCCCAGCAAUCCCGACGAUGCUUUUGAGCAAGUCAAAGAGACUGCCGUGGUUAGCGAACUCAGCCUACCCCUGUGCAUUCGCACUGAGCUCUACACCCAACUAAGUCGGAUCGAGGAUGCCCAACUUGAAGAGGCCGCCUACUUGGAUCUUCGCCAAUACGGCAACGCUCGAGCUAAAAACGUACCACACUUGGCCGAAUCUCAAACCUUCUAUACCCCCAGUCAUCUGACGCUCAUGCUUGAGGGCCUCGACCUGAGCUCAUCUGACACUGAGGCAUUCUACCCGUCUUACGAGAUAGAUGACAUCGCCCUGGCCGCUGUAUACGGCGAAGACCUACCCGAGGGCCACAUGUGGCCCUCGGAGCGGCGCAUCCUCUCUCGUGCUCGACCAAAAUCCCAAAUCUCCGUUUAUGGAUUUGGAGAUCUCGACCCAGCGCUCGCAGAGCAGACCAUCAUGGCCAGCAAAAGGCGCUCCACCGUUUCCAUUACUUCCGACGGCGGUUACGGCUUUGAUGAAGAGGCUGCACUCGAGACCACGCCCAUCCGACCUCGCACCAACAGCACCCUUGUCCUGGGCAUGCCUGCUGAUGACUCGACCAUCGAUGUCGUGAACCGUUCACCAUCCGCCUCAGACUCGGACCUGACCUCGACACAUACAGGGGCAUCGUCCGCCCCCUCCCCGAUCGCUGCGGGUAUUGCUGGCCCCAUCCAGCCCCUGGGAAGCACAACCGACACUGUUUUGACCUCGGAUACCAACCUGGCCUCUUCUACGGACAAUUUGGCUGCUCUGUCAGGCCCGGAUCUGGACGACCUCCUUGAUCGUCUCUUUGACCUGGGCUCAGCUGCCGCCUCCCGUCGUGGUUCUGUUUUGACAGACUCGGGUGAUGGCCCUUACACGACCGAUGAUGUCGGUGCCUUGCUCGAUGCUGGACGCCUCAGCCAGCGAGGCUCCAUGGUGUAUGCCUUUGACACGGAUGCCAUGAAGCGUGCGGAAAAAUUGCGCGCUGCCAUGCAGCAAGAGCUGGUCCGCACAGCUUCCAUGCGCAGCCGGUCUGGCACACAAUCUGGCACGCGGCCCCAUCGCAUCAGCUCAGCACCGCCCGUUAUGAACAUGGUGCCGGAAGACAGCCACAGCCAAACCCAGAGUCCUGAAGUCCCCGAGGCUUCCGAUGUUGCUCAGGGGAGCACCAUUACUGAGAGCUCCAAGAUGGGAGCUGAGAAUCACGCAGCUGAUAAUCUACCCGGGCAGGUUUUCCAGGGUCAAUCUUCAAGCCCUCAGGAGGCCUCUGCCACGAGUCACGAACUGUCUGCCGACGCGGCCGCAGCCAGUCAACCUACAGAUCAGGGAGCUCCGGAUGCGCAAGUAUCAGAGCGUUCAUCAACACCUCAGGAGGCUUUGCCAAGCCCCUUGCCGUCGUCGCCUGCAGCCGAAUCCCAAACGCCAGGUGCAUCGCCAAGUGCAGUGGCCUCGGAUCAGGAGUCGACAAUGUCGGCAGAGCAAAGCUCCCAACCAAAUGGAUCCACCGACAUCAAGCCUCAGAAUUUGACGGAACAGAUGGACUCUGACGCUGACUCUGACGCUGACUCUGACUUGGACAUGGAUGAGGCUGAUCCUGACGGCGGGUACUUGCAGGUGACACAAGAGCAUGAUGUGAGCGAAGAUGACACCCGGCGUCCAUCAUCGACGUUGCCAACAUCACCCGUCUCUCCUCCCUCACGACCUCGCACAGCUUCGCCGCCGCCAUCCACCAUGGAUAAGGUGGAAGGGCGGGUUGCCCUGGGCAUUCAAGCCAUCAAGGCUCGGGCUCAUCAGGUGCAUGGACAAGAAGAAGAGGAGCGGCGGCGACGAGAAGCAGCGGCACUGAGGCUCCAGGCCUCUUUUCGCGGCAUGAUUGGUCGUCGCCGCGCUUUUACUGUCCGUGAUGCCCUCACCAAUUCCGCUCCGCAAGACCCAGAGAUGAUAAGAUUGAAUGAGGUGAUGGAACGGCUGAAUGAUGCUCAGGAGGACGACGAACAAGUGGCUGAGCUCCAAGAGCUGAUUGGCUUGUUGAGCCAGGGCGAGGCGCUUGUACAGGAGGCCUUGGACUUGAAUGCCGUCGUGACGUUGCACGAUCUCAGCAAGCGUGGGGAUGCUCCUCGUGUCCAGGAGAUGGCGUUGGAGGGCCUGGCAGGCUUGGGCGCGCAUGUGGCAGGCGCUUUGGAGAUGAACGAUAUUGGUUGCUUCAACACGCUACAGCAACUGCUGCGUUUUGAUGGGCCGCGCCCGCGAGUGGCCGUCGUCUUGUUGGCCGUGGCUGAGCACACCCCGGACCUGCUGGUCGUGACAGGCUGCUUGCCGUUCAUGGCCAAAGCCUUCCCUGAUCUAGAGCGUCCCCAGUUGGACAAAGCGAUUGCAACGAUCUAUGGCAUAGCGCAACAUCAUCGCUUUGGCGUGGCGCGUGCCAACUUUGCUUUGCCCCUGCUGGAAGUACUUCCUCGCUUCACCGUUGGCGAAGAUGCCAGUGUCAUCCAACAAAUCCUCGAACUACUCAAGCUUGUUCUCGCAACUGAGCCCGCUGCUGCAAGCGGCAUCAAGGCCACAAAUUCUUAUCAAGACGUCCUCUCGCUGCUGGCCAAGCACGAUAACCAAAGCAUAUCUGAUGCUUCACAACUGGUGCAGCUCCUGCUGUCCCGCUAA